Puccinia triticina is the source of this 2841-nucleotide messenger RNA. RefSeq lists its product as uncharacterized. Gene Ontology annotation, biological process: mRNA catabolic process; regulatory ncRNA-mediated gene silencing. The record is from RefSeq and is a predicted model, not a curated record. Gene Ontology annotation, cellular component: nucleus; RISC complex; cytosol. Lineage: Eukaryota; Fungi; Basidiomycota; Pucciniomycetes; Pucciniales; Pucciniaceae. The transcript has 17 exons. Gene Ontology annotation, molecular function: RNA binding; nuclease activity. Bases 1 to 2841 code for a protein of 946 amino acids.
AUGGCAUCCACACAAAUGAAGGCUAUCGUCAAAUCUGUCUUGUCUGGUGAUACUCUCAUUCUGAGAGGACGUCCAAUUAAUGGACAGCCGCCCAAAGAGCGUACUCUACAUUUGGCUGGGCUUACUGCGCCACGUACCGGCUCACGAGACCGCCCUGAUGAGCCUUGGGCAUUUGAAAGCCGAGAAUUUAUCAGAUCGAUGAUUGUUGGCAAAGAAAUCGGAUUCACAAUUUCUUAUACCAUACCCUCGGGCGGCGAAUUCGGCGUGGCUCAUUUACUGUCUGGAUCGAAUCCAUCUGUUGACGUGGCGCUGGAGAUUGUAAAAAAUGGCUGGGCUAAGCUCAGAGAGAAUACGAAACCCGGAAAUGCUGAUGAUGAAACUGGCGGCGCAAGUCCCGAGCAAGAUCGCAGAAUUCAAUUAAAGGAAGCCGAAGAAACUGCUCGACGUGAGGGUAGAGGUUUGUGGGCAGAAGAUAUCCCAAAUCUCGAAAUUAACUACUCGAUGCCUGAAGACCCAGCAGCCUUCUUGUCGGAGUACAAGGGAAAAAGUCUCGAUGCUAUUAUUGAAAAUGUUUCGAAUGGCACAACUGUCCGUGCAAGAUUACUGUUGAGCUCUAAUCAACAUCAGUUUGUUACGCUCACCAUGGCUGGUGUUCGCUCGCCUCGGUCCCGACAAUACGCCACUCAAACCCAGGCUGAUAGUUCAACUGCGACAAAUGAGGGCGAACCAUUUGGCGACGAAGCAAAAUUCUUUACCGAAUGUCGGUUGCUUCAGCGUAGCGUGUCUGUUGUCUUGAUAUCUUUACCCACGCCCCAAGCCACCAGUUUGACCUCUCAAGUUCAGGCACAGCAGUCGCUAGUCGUCAGUAGCUUUAUUGGAAUUGCUCAACACCCGGCUGGUUCGAUCGCAGCUCUUUUAUUGGCCAACGGUCUUGCCCGUGUCGUGGAUUGGCAUGCAGGAUUCCUCUCAUCUGUUCCCGAGCAUCAAGGUGGUGGGAUGGAACGUUUAAGAAAAGCUGAAGCUGAAGGGAAGGCAGCCCGACGAGGCCAUUGGAAAUUGCUUGCAGGCCCCGCGAGCGAUCCAUCAGCAGCCACUGUCUCUCCUGGUGCCGGUGCACCCAGCAAAAUGAAAUUUGAUGGAAUUGUCUCUAGGAUUUGGACUGGAGAUACCGUUAGUAUUCGAGUGACUUCGGCGGCCAAAACAGACGGGCAAGAAGAACGAAAAGUGCAAUUGAGUAGCAUAAGGCAGCCGCGGCCUACCGAUCCCAAGUUUGGUGGACUUGCGUCGGAUGCCCGAGAACUUCUAAGACGCCGUUUAAUUGGCAAACAGGUCCAAGUAUCGGUAGAUUAUGUCAGGCCCAAGGAAGGCGACUAUGAGGCCAAAGAAUGUGUGACGAUCAAGUUACCCGCAGGCAUCAAUGUGGCCAAUUUACUCCUAGAGCGAGGAUACGCCACAGUGUUGAGGCAUAAACAAGGUGAAGAUCGAUCUCAAGAUUACGACACGCUUAUGGCUACUGAAAUGAAGGCUCAAACAGAGGGCAAAGGCUUGCACUCAGACAAAGAAUUCCCGCCUCCGAAAGUUACCGAUGUCUCUGAAAGCUCUAGCCGUGCUAAUUCGUACUUGUCAGGGUGGAAGCGGCAAGGCAAAAUGGCCGCAAUUGUUGAUUACGUCGCUAGCGGAUCAAGAUUCAAGAUUUGGCUCCCAAAACAGGAUUUGAAGUUCACACUAGUUCUGAGUGGUAUCAAAUGUCCCAAGACAGCUCGCCACCCCGGGGAGAGAAAUGAGCCUUUUGGUCUCGAAGCGCUGGAUUAUUCAAACCGGCAUGCAAUGCAACGGGAGGUCGAAGUAGAAAUCGAAUCUACGGAUAAAAGUGGAGGUUUUAUCGGGGGACUAUUCUUGAAUAAGACGGAUAACCUGGCUCUUCUGCUCGUCAAGGAGGGCCUGGCGAGCUGUAAUGAAUUUUCUCUUGAACGCUCCCCAUACGGCAAAGAGCUGAAGGCUGCUGAGGACGAAGCCAAACAAAAGCAAAAGAAUCUGUGGAAAAAUUUCGAUCAGCAACCUACGGAGUCUAUGGCUCAAAUUUCAAGCGGGAUUAAGAACAUGGCUAUCAAGCCAAAUUUCGAAUAUAUCGACUUAAUAAUAUCUGAUAUCCGGGAGCCAGUAGACAGCUCGGACGUGUCUUUCUCCGUACAGAUCCUGAAGAAUGGAGGCAUCCCUGAGUUAACAUCUCUCAUGACAGAUUUUGCGGUCUAUCAUCGCUCGGCCCACAUUUCCUCUACUUCAGCCAGUGGCUACAAAACCGGUGAUCUGGUAUCUGCGAAAUUUUCCGUCGACAAUGCAUGGUAUCGAGCAAAGAUUAGGAAGAACUUUGCUCAUAAGAAAGAAGCCGAGGUGGUCUUCAUCGACUACGGUAAUUCGGAAGUCGUACCACAUGGAAAUAUCAGAUCAUUAGACCCACGUUUCAAGUCGCUCCCGCCCCAAGCAAAAGAGGCGACUCUUAGUUUUGUCAAUUUACUAGGUCCUGAUACGGAGUAUGGUCAAGAAGCAAUGGACCACUUUAGAUCACUUGUCGAGGGUCAAACAUUGGUGGCAAACAUUGACUACCGCGAUCCAAGUCAAAAUGGUCGACUCCAUCUUUCUUUGUACGAUACAGCCAACUCGCCAACAGCUACAUCCUCCCUGAAUCACCGACUUGUGCGCGAAGGCUAUGCCUUAAUUAACCUGAAGGCCCCAUACAGGCCGGCCUACCAGGAGCAGUACACCGCAUUAGAAAACGCGAAGCAAGAAGCUAAACGUAAAAGGGCAGGUGCUUAUGAGUUUGGUGAUGCGUUUGAUGAUUAA